CAGUGCUCUGCUCAGUCGGUGCUUGAAAGUUCGCGAAAAACUCGCAUCCACUUCGGAUUUAGACCAUCGUGAGAAGUGAACUAACUACGAGACAACUCCACUGAUAGUAUCUGAAGAAUUCUAACUUUUAUAAAAGUGGCUUCACGUCAUCCGACUAUAUUAUCAAGGCAUUAUGCUCUUGGACAACGAUGCAGGUGACAAGAAAAGAAAGGACAUCUUGGGCCAAAAUGAGAGCAAUUUUAUCAAUCUCGGCGAAGAAGAUGAAAUGGAAGUGUAUGGCUACGAGAAAUCUGCACUAUCAACAGCCAUGAUGUGGGUGGUGAUUAUCAUGACACUUGGAUUGUUCAGACUGCUAUUGCAUUGGUACCCCGAGUGGAUGCUCUACAUAUCUCACAAACGAUGCCCGCUCGAAAAAGCUGAUAAAGUACUUGUGGUGGAUACAUAUGAAAAACGUUUCAAAUCACUGUUUAUAAGAGAAGUCAAAACGCUUUCAGUUUCUGGAUUCAAUGAAGGUAAACGAGGCAACCAGGUUUCUGUCAAUCAAGAAGUUGACAAAAGAUGUCUGGAAGCACAUUUGAAUAAUGGAUCGUCAAAAGUUAUUACAUCCGUCCAAGCGAUUUGGGUGAAAAAGUUGUGCUACAUCUGGGAUGACGAGAGAAAAAGUUUUAUGAAAUUGGUUGGCUUGGAUAGAGGACAAACAAGAGCGCAACUCCACUCCUACACUGGAUUUUCGAGAGAAAAUCAAUUAUUAAGGAGUAUAUUAUACGGGAGAAAUGAGAUCCUAGUUCAGAUACAAAGCAUACAAGCUCUGAUUGUCCUGGAGGUGCUGAAUCCUUUCUACAUAUUCCAAGUAUUCACAAUUUGUGUUUGGCUGGCAGAGAAUUACUACUAUUACUGUUUCGCGAUCAUAAUCAUGUCUUUGUUUGGUGUCUCUUCGGCUGUCAUUCAGACCAGACAGAACCAGAAAAAUCUGCACAAGACUGUGCAAUCAUCUGGGACAAUAACAGUGUGUAGAGGGCCAAAUGAAUAUGAGGAGAUACCGACUACUGAUCUGGUUCCAGGGGAUGUGAUUGUGAUUCCUUCGCAGGGCUGUGUUAUGCAUUGUGACGCCGUUCUCUUGGUUGGAUCCUGCAUCGUAAAUGAAAGCAUGCUAACAGGAGAAAGUGUACCGGUGAUGAAAACUGCUCUACAAAAUGAGCCAAGCUUGUACAACGAAAAAGAGGAUUCGAACCAUACGCUGUUCUGUGGAACGCGAGUGCUGCAGAUCAAAUGGCAUGGCGCGGGUAGAGUGCACGCCGUUGUCCUGCGCACCGGCUUCCUCACGGCAAAAGGCAACCUGGUUCGCUCCAUUCUCUACCCACCACCGGCCGACUACAAGUUCGAUUCACAAACUUACAAGUUCAUCUGGAUUCUAGCCGCCAUUGCUCUGCUAGGCCUCAUCUAUACUGUUGUUACAAAGAGUAGCCGUGGAUUGCAGCCAGUGGACAUUCUGAUAAAAGCAUUGGACAUAAUCACAAUAGUGGUGCCGCCAUCUCUGCCGGCCGCCAUGACAGUGGGAAAACUGUAUGCUCUUAGUCGAUUGAGAAAGCAGAAGAUUUCCUGCAUCAAUUCUCGAGUCAUCAAUGUGUCUGGUUCGAUCAAUUGCAUCUGUUUUGAUAAGACGGGCACGUUGACUGAAGAUGGGUUGGACAUGUGGGGAGUUGUGCCCGCUGAUGGAGGCCAAUUCGCUGCACCUUUAAAUGACACCUCGCAGCUUUGCAAUGGUCCACUCUUGUAUGGCAUGGCCUCCUGUCAUUCUCUCACCAUCAUAAAUGGACAACUUUCUGGAGAUCCAUUGGAUGUUAAGAUGAUGGAAUCAACGAAAUGGAUAUUCGAGGAAAUAGAUGUAUCAGAUAUAUCGCCAACUCCGUACAUUCCAGCUCAUGCAAUUGUGAGGCCACCAGGAAAAUCUCCGAAUACUAAUAUGGAGAUAGCAUUGAUUCAUCAGUUCCAAUUCUCCUCAACUUUGCAAAGAAUGAGUAUUGUAACGAAAACAGUAGGAUCCGAUGACCUUGUGGUCUACUGCAAAGGAUCUCCUGAGAUGAUACAGUCACUGUCUUUGCCCGAAUCUGUUCCUGCAAACCUGGCAUCAAUCUUGCAAACCUAUACCGAACAAGGCUACAGAGUGAUAGCGCUGGGAGAGCGGAGAUUAAAAGACAUGGAUCAUGCCAAGUUGCAGACAAUGCACAGAAAUGAUUUGGAAAAAGAGUUGAUUUUUUGUGGUCUCAUAAUACUUGAGAAUAGACUUAAAUCAAAAACUAUUAGUAUUAUUGAUGUCUUGAAAAAGGCACAAAUGAAAAUCGUCAUGGUUACAGGGGAUAACAUACUGACUGCAGUGAGUGUUGCUAAGGAAUGUGGAAUAAUUUCUAGUAAUGAAGCGGUUAUCGAAGUUGUGGCUGAGCUUGAAGACAUGAAAGCUGAACCAACUAUUUCAUUCAUUAAUAGCAUGUCACUUUCAGUGCCUGCUCGAGCAUCAGAAUCAAACGGAUCAGAGAAACAUACUGAUUACGAGUUGGGCCUGUCCAUGGGAAAUACGUUGAAUUAUCGACUGGCUGUCACUGGAAAGUCUUGGGGAAUAAUCAGGGAGAUGAGGCCUGAUCUGAUCCCGAAGUUGUGUGUCAGAGGUGCAGUGUUUGCUAGAAUGAGCUCUGAUCAGAAACAACAGCUAAUUCAGGAUCUCCAACAACUUGGAUAUUUUGUUGCAAUGUGUGGAGACGGUGCCAAUGAUUGUGGCGCUCUGAAAGCGGCUCACACGGGAAUUUCACUGUCAGAAGCCGAGUCAUCGGUGGCGUCACCGUUCACAUCACAAGUGGCUGACAUCUCAUGUGUGCCCACGGUCAUUCAAGAGUGCAGAGCGGCUCUCGUCACUUCGUUCGGAGUUUUCAAGUUCAUGGUGCUCUACAGCUUGACAGAGUUCUUGUCAACUAUUAUACUAUACAGUAUAGACAGUAAUCUAACACAAAAUCAGUUUUUGUUCAUAGAUAUUUGUCUUAGUUUGAACUUUGCACUUUCGUUCGGACGGAAUCCAGCUUAUUCUGGUCAGUUAGUUGCUGCCGUUCCUCUAACUAGUGUAUUCUCAACCAUUGCUCUCACUUCGAUCACAAUGCAAGUUGUUAUAAUGCUCGCAUUCCAAUGUCUUUCUUUUUAUCUGGAAAAUAUAGAUUGCAUUAGAAAAGGAAUUGAGUUACAGAAUCUAUGAAUGGAGUUACAUGUAAAUAGAUUGAGGAUAGAAAUGUAUUUUAUAUCAAUUAGAGGACCAUAUUAAUGCUUUUUGAGAGAAAACUAUCAAUUUUCAAUUCAUGAAGGUUUAUUUUGUGCAUUGAACUUUUUUUAAGAUUUUUGAUAUAUAGAGAAAUUAUUGUUCUAUUACAUUUUUUUAAUGUACUGGAAGUAUCGAGAAUGUUAUUCGAACUUUCAAGACUGUCUGUGAUAGUAUAUACUUUAAUCAUAACAAUUGAUGAAAAAAAUGUUAUUUUAAUUGAGAAUAUAUUAUAUUGAUUUAGAUUAAAUUUGAUAUUCUCUAGCAUUACAUAAUAUAUUUAGAUUAGAUUUUAUAGCAAAAUGGAGUUUUCGAUGAGAAUUGAACAUUGAAAAUGUGUCAUAGUAUUAAUAUUUUAUAAUAAAAUGUGAUUCAAGA
Messenger RNA from Nilaparvata lugens (brown planthopper), 3676 nucleotides. Its product is annotated as probable cation-transporting ATPase 13A3. Gene Ontology annotation, molecular function: polyamine transmembrane transporter activity; ATP binding; ATP hydrolysis activity. Bases 173 to 3238 code for a protein of 1021 amino acids. NCBI's taxonomy places the organism in Eukaryota, Metazoa, Arthropoda, Insecta, Hemiptera, Delphacidae. The transcript has 18 exons. Gene Ontology annotation, biological process: intracellular calcium ion homeostasis; polyamine transmembrane transport. Gene Ontology annotation, cellular component: membrane. The record is from RefSeq and is a predicted model, not a curated record.